GAUCUUUUCUUGGUAUUGCAGCAGAAGUGAAUUUUAAACAGGGAUUUGAAGGAAAACUUGCAGUUUCGGGGACGCUGGAGAAAGCACAAAGAUGGAAAUCCUGUAUGAAUGUGGAAGCCAUUAGCAGAGUAAUUGCUGUCUGUUACCAUGACAACCAGCCGCUGCAGUCACCUGCCCGAAGUCUUACCAGACUGCACCAGCUCCGCUGCUCCCAUGGUGAAGACUGUGGAGGAUUGUAGCAGUCUUGUGAAUGGACAGCCGCAGUAUGUCAUGCAAGUUUCAGCCAAGGACGGGCAGCUGCUGUCAACAGUAGUACGGACGCUUGCCACGCAGAGCAGCCCCUUCAAUGACAGACCAAUGUGCAGGAUCUGCCACGAAGGCAGCAGUCAGGAAGACCUGCUCUCUCCAUGUGAAUGUACAGGAACCCUGGGGACUAUUCAUCGCAGCUGCCUGGAGCACUGGCUGUCAUCUUCAAAUACCAGCUACUGUGAACUCUGCCACUUCAGGUUUGCAGUAGAGCGCAAGCCCAGGCCAUUGGUAGAGUGGCUAAGGAACCCAGGCCCGCAGCAUGAGAAACGAACUCUGUUUGGAGACAUGGUGUGCUUCUUGUUUAUAACUCCAUUGGCGACCAUCUCCGGCUGGCUGUGUCUGCGGGGAGCAGUGGACCAUCUGCACUUUAGUAGUAGGCUAGAAGCUGUUGGCCUCAUUGCACUCACUGUCGCACUCUUCACCAUUUACCUCUUUUGGACCCUAGUGUCAUUUAGGUACCACUGUAGAUUAUACAAUGAAUGGCGUCGGACCAAUCAGAGGGUGAUACUCAUAAUCCCAAAGUCUGUCAACGUUCCUUCAAACCAGCAGUCCUUGCUGGGCCUGCAUUCAGUCAAAAGGAACUCAAAGGAGACAAUCGUUUGAUUUCGGCAGUUCUGCACUGGGGCCAUGCACUAAAUAUACUUUCUUAAACCCGGUGGGGUCUGAUUCCAUCCAGAACCUGGUAGUAUGCUAUUCUGAUUUAUAAACUCUUUGCGGAGGAAGGAAUCACUGUUUUAAUUCAAAUCAUGGAUGCUGCAGUCAUAUGAUAUUUGCUAAGCUGCCAAACAUGUUUAUUUAGCAGAUACUGUAUGGAAUUCUUCAACCUUGUGUUAAUAGCUGCAUCAUCAGUGAUGCAAACCCUCAUUUUUUUAUUAUUGUUUAAAAAUAUUAAACUAUGAUAAUUAACAAUGCAAAACAAAUGUAAAAAGUGCUUUCAUUUUAUUUUUUGUUUGCUGUUUCUGCAGUAUCGUUUUUUUUUUUUUUAGGUAGUUGGAUGGGACGCAGCACUGUAUUUUUAAUUUUUCUGAACCAAGAGGAUGGCAUUACAGAUGGAUAUUCUGUUACAGUUAAUUUUAUUUGAAGGACAUUUUAUACUAAUAACUUGGAUUAUUAAAACAACUUUUUUUUUUAAAGGAGUGGUGCAUUCUACAAAAUGACAUAUUUAAAUACCAUAAUCAUUAGAAAACAAAUAUACAUUCUUUGUUGUUUGGUACAUAAGGUAUGAAAGAAAAGUAUUUUUAAUAAUAAAUUUAAAGUAUGUGAAAGAAACAUACCUCAUGGAUUGCAAUAAUCUCCCUAGUCAAAAAGUGUUUCAUUGUUUAGCUUCCAGAAAGGAACUCCAUUACAGGGUUAUUUUUCUUUGUGUUCAGAGGGAGAAGAUUAGUGCAGACUUUGGUGCUUUAAAUUAUACCAGUGUAAAUCCAGCUUUAACCACGUUAAUUUGUAUUUACACAAAGCUGAAUUUGGCCCUAACUGUUUAACAUCAAUUUUGUAAGGGGAAUUCUGCAUACAUAAUGAAUUAGCAGAUCAUUAGAUGUUUUCUAGGGAGCCCAGACCUGUCUUGCAUAAUAAUUAGUAUUACUCUAGAGCUGCUGAACACUCAGCUCGGCAGGUAAAUUUAGUGAAGUGAAUAUAAACCCUGACCUCUCAUUGUAGUAUUGAGACUAAAUCUCUCUUUAAAAAAAAUGUAAGAACAGCAUAGUGUCAUGACCAAACCAGAUUUGGAAUGUGACUGCUAAUUUUUUUCAUCUUGGGUGGCAUUUCCUACUUUCAGCCAUGCAUUUUUCUAAGCAUCAAUUAAAUCACUGAUUUUUUAGGUUUUGGCUCAGAAGGGAAAUGUACUUACGUCAAAAGACUCAUUUGGUAGUGAAUGCUUCAAUUGCUAAUAGCUACUAACAAAAGCUGCUGACAAACCAGUGACACGUAACCUACUUGCAAUUUUAAAAUAUGGAUUUCUAGAGCAUGACAUAUUUAAAAGGUAAUUCCAACAUCUGCUUGGUUUCUCCUUUUAUUUUCAAACUAAGCACAAGGUGAAUAGCAACAAAGGUGUUGAUCUAUAUUUUAAGGUGAAUCAACCUGAUGUGUUUCUUGCCAGCCAAGAUAGCCAUUUAAAAAUGGUGCUAUAGCAAAUGCAUGCACUCGCAAGCUCCUCAGCAAGUUGGUGCUGUCUUCACUCAAAUAAUUUGAGUGAAGACAAUAGAUUUUUUUCCCCUUUUAAGACAUAUAUUUGAUAUUCCACAUAGUCAUCACUCCUUGACAGAGUAUUAGAAAUUAUACCAUCUAUACUCUUAACUGAUCUUCCUCUAGUGAAAUAAUGCCCACUUUGCCUAUGUCACACUACUUUCACCACAGUGAAACAGGAUCACUGUUGCUUGUAAAUCAUGGACUUGAGCCUGCAAAUCUAUAUUCACGUAGAUAUAGUUCAGUGUCCUGUAACCAUACACCACAAUCUAUGUUCAAUAAGGAAUAAGUGUGUGAUAAAAAAAGAUAAAACAAAUAAUGCCCAGACUUUAAAACUGCAGAAAUCUGUUACCUUAAUUCAACAAUGAGUUAAAACUUGCUUUACCUUUUCUCCUCUAAAUUCAUAAAGUUUGGCAUUAAGAGCUACAGUAUCUGAAGUCAGUGAUUACUUUCCCUUUUCUGAAGUAUGAACUUGAAAAUGCAUCACAAGAGAAAUUAUUUACCAGCAACUGGAGUUCUCUGACAUGUCUCAUCCAUAAGGGUGCCCUGACUGUGGGCAUGCAUACACCUCAGUUACCUGCCCAGAGAUCCUUGGCCUGAGCAAUACCUUUAGGAUAUUGCAUGACCCUGCCCCCAUCCUGUGCAACACAGAGGCUAAACAGUAGUGCACCCCUUUCUGCAAUUCAGCUCCUCUUCAUCACCUCUUCUAAAGACAGAACACUCCUGUUGGCAUCCUUGUCUGGGUACCCAGGGCAGAAAGCUUCAAUUCCUCACUAAUGUCAACAGAAAGGCUCUAGUAUCGAAAUCAUCUUGGCCAUAUAUGGGCUUUCAGGAUCAUCUUGUGGUAUGCCUGCAGGAUCAAAGAUAUAGGUGGGAAGGCAUAUAGGAGGAUUCUGAACCACAGGAUAAGGCAGAUUUUGGGGCACUAAAGCUGGAUACAGACCUUCCCUGGAACAAAAAAAAAAAGGAGCAGCAGUUCCUGGUAAUAUCAACACAAACAAGUUUCCCUUGGGUGACCCUGAUCUGCAAAGAUGAACCAGAUCCACUUCUGCUGUACAGAGAUGAAUGGGCUGAGGAGGGCUGUCUUGGAGAACAGGGAAGUGCCCUGUGAACACCCAAUAAACCACUUCCAUAAGCAGAACACUUCCCUGCACAGAGGGCAAGUCUCGUACCACCUGGCCUUUUAAUGUAGAAGAUUGUGGUAACAUGGUCCAUAUCCAUCAUGAAUGCAUUGGAGGAAGACUAGGCAAGCUCUGGGUACUUCCCUGAGUCCCCGAGAUCAAUGUGGAGUCUCACCUCCUCUGGUACUUGGAAGUUACUCUGCCUAGCAGAGGAAUCUAUCACAGUGGUCAACGAUGAAUGCAAAAGGAGCAGGGGCAACCAUGAACUAGUUGUUUACUUGGUGAGAACCUCAUGAUAUGGAAGUAGGCAUGUAAAUUGAGAGAUUCGAAUCAGGCCCCUUCCCUUAAGGUCUUUUAAGAAGUCAUCUUUCUAAGGCUUGAAAAAUUGAUUAGUUCGCAUGGGUACUUGUAAGAUCACUGGUAUUAUGGACUGACCUCAGAACUACCUUCAAUAAACAAGGACAAAGAUUACUAUGAGGAAGCCAAGAAAUGAAAACUAUAAUUAAUUAAAGCAGAGUUAAAAUAAUGUGCUUAAUGGUUAGAAAGGUCUCUUAACCAGAGGUUUGUGUUUAGCUUAGUUCUCACAUUCUGCAGUCUAUUUUAACAUUUUAAGCACAGAAGAUGGCUUAGUUAAGGAAACAACUAAGACAGGUUCUUCCCUAUUUGGUAUAAAGGCAAGAGGUUCUUAUUAUGAAAAAUAUUACUAUAUAGUACUGUACCUGACAUGCAGAUGAGUGCUGCUAGUAAUCUCUCAGACCCCUUAUUCAUGUUCUUUUCAUGUUUUACACUCACCAGAAGGAAACAUUAUGAUGCCUCAUUCUUUUCCUUUCUUCUCCAGUGGCAGCAAGAUAGUAGGCUGAAUGUGGCUAAUGCUCUCUUCCCCCAGUCCUUCUGGACCAAAGUUAUGUCAAACAGAGAAAUGAUGCAGAGCUGGUCAGUAGGAAUCUUCUAAGACAGCGUUUCUCAACCUAUGAGUCACAACCCAAAAGUGGGUCACACGAAUAUAUGAAAGGGUAGUGAACAAAUUUUAAAAAUAGAUUCUCCUUUAAAGGAGAAAAACGUAGGAAAUUGUGGCUUUCCCCUUGCAUGCUGGCAGAGUUCCAGCCUUCAAGGGGCUGCUUGGGGACCCCCUACCCUUCCCCUACACAUUGGGGUGCUGGGGCCUGGGACAGGGGUUGGGAGUGAGGGGCACUGGAUUGGGACCGGCCAUCAAUGUUUACAAAUGGGUCCUAGUGCAAAAAAUAAAAUGUUGGA
Messenger RNA from Alligator sinensis (Chinese alligator), 4865 nucleotides. It is a transcript of the gene MARCHF3, whose product is annotated as membrane associated ring-CH-type finger 3. The transcript has 5 exons. The record is from RefSeq and is a predicted model, not a curated record. Bases 148 to 912 code for a protein of 254 amino acids. Gene Ontology annotation, biological process: protein ubiquitination. Gene Ontology annotation, molecular function: zinc ion binding; ubiquitin-protein transferase activity. Lineage: Eukaryota; Metazoa; Chordata; Crocodylia; Alligatoridae.